AUGUGGAGGCGGCGGGGGCAAAAGCGGCAGCCAAGCGGUAUUAGGAUAUCGGGUGCCGGGGAUCCGCUGUCGGCGUCGCAUGGAGUAGAUGAUCCCAUGGACUCCUUUCGUCCGGUGACUACCGACGCUUCAGACGGUGCCGUGCUACAAGACGAGGUCCCCGACAUUAUCGCCAACAAAAUCCAGAAACACCAUGAGUUGUGGUACCUGCUAGCGUACGGGAGACCCCGCGAUCGCAGGGUUAGCGGGGGAUACGCAUUGCAGCCGGCGAGAAUUGGCGGACAACCAUUGCCUCGCCCAAACGCGGAGAAUUCAGAGGUCUCGGGCUUGACUCACAUCGCUUCGUGGAAGAGCCGGCCCAGGCUCUGGUCGGACAUUGGCUCGCCUGUUGCCUGUGCUGCAGGGGGGCAUAGACCCAUCACAUCUAUCGACUACGGGAAUGCCGACGAAGUAGUUUUGAGCAAUACGCAGGAGGCGGACGAGGACAUGCUCAAUGCUGACGAUACACUACCCGCUGGCUCCCCGAAGUUUCUGAUCCAUCCUUACGAUAGGCGCAAGGUCGUUUGGGACAUCUUCGUCGCGAUCCUGAUUGUUUACGGUUGCUUGAACAUCCCGCUCCGCAUUGGGUUCGACCUGCCGACGAGCCUAGGGCAGAUCAUCGCGGAUUCCUUCAUCGACAUCGUCUUCCUGUCGGACAUAAUCUUGAGCUUCCGGACCGUGUACCUCGCCCCAGACGGGGAGCCGGUGACGAGUCCCGGCGACAUCGCGCUUCGUUAUCUCAAGGGCGCGUUCCUGAUUGACCUGUCGAAAAUUGGCGGCAAGGAGGAUGACCUCAAGAACGUCCUGAACCCCAGCCUGUGGGCAUUGAUCAAGAUGUUCGUCAGCCUGAUUUUCAUCGCGCAUAUCAUGGGCUGCAUGUGGAAUUGGCUUCUCAUCCUCAGCCCCGACGAACAAACUUGGGCUGCUGCCUAUGGGGUGGCAGACACGACCUGGGGGCACCGAUACCUCGUCGGCGUAUAUUGGGCGUUCACAACCAUGACGACGGUGGGGUACGGCGACAUUACUAGCGCGAGCGAUCUCGAGCGGUGUUUUUCGAUCGUGGGAAUGAUUAUCGGCGCGACGGUGUUUGGGUACAUCAUCGGAAACGUGGCCGCCAUCAUGGAGAGUUUCAACGUCACCGACGCCAUCGAAAACGGCAAGAUGAAUCAGAUCAAGGAAUGGCUCUACGACAGAAAGUUUCCUCCAGCGCUGGCGGACAAAAUCCGCCGUCAGUACCGCUACAUCUUCACGGAGGUGGGAGUCUUCGACAACUCGGAGAUCGUGGACGUCAUGCCCGGCGUCAUUUCGACUUCCCUGCUCUACGCCCAGCACCGAGCGGUGGCAAAGGGGGUCGGGUUUCUAAGGCAGCGCCCGCCGGUUUUGGUCGGCCGGCUGCUACGGAAGAUGGUGCCGUGCUUCGCCAACUGCGGCGACGUGCUCUACCUCGAGCACGAGGUAGGAGGGCACUGGUAUUUCCUUCGUGCGGGCACCGUUUCUUUCUACGUGUCCGUGUCUCCGCUGGAGACGCAGUCCGAGGUUCUGCUGAUGCGAAGCUUAUCGGACGAUGGACACUUUGGCCUGACCCCCGUACUGCUUAACGUGCUCAACAGUGAGACGGCCACGGUCACGGCGGCCGCAGAGCUGCUGACCAUCCGGAAGGACGACCUUAUCGAUAUCCUGCAGCACUGGCCGGAGGUAAUGGCGGAACUGACGAUCGAAGCGGAACGCCUCUUCAAGGAAGUUAAGAAAUUUCGUGCGAGGAAGCAAUCAGCGGGAGUAAAACUCCAAGCCUUCUCAUCUCGCACGGAAAAUACCUUAAACGGUUCGUUGGCUGAGUCCGCCAGGAACAAUUCCUCGGACUCUCCAGACACGGACAUCACCCAUCCUUCCGCCCCUGCGGGCGCUGCGUCGGGCGCUGCUGCUGAGGGCCGCGACGGUAGUUCGGAGAUGAUUGAAACCCAGGCUGGCGGAGAUGAGAGGGAUUCAAACGACAGUGGGGGUGAUGAUGGUGAUGGUGGUGGCGGUAGUGGUGGUUGUGGUAUGCUUUUUCGAGGGGAUGAGAGCAAACAGGCGGAAGCGGUGGGCGAUGUUAGUGCUGUUGACAGCAGUAGUGGCGAGUCGGAGCGAGAGGGACGACGAGAAGCUGAAGGAAGUGGGGGAGAAGGCUCGGAGGGUGGAGGCGGCGAAGAAGACGAAGAGCGUCGGGUGGAAAGACAAGCUGAGGCAGCCGCGAUGGCGGCCAAGGGGAUAGGACUCGUGGACCCGGAACACAUGCGAAGGUGCUUCGUCGCCAAGACUUUCUCUCCGAGCGACCUCGGACUUGGGGUCUCCGCGGACGGAGCCUCUACCCCCGAGGCGGUGACGAAGGCCUCUCUCAUGAAGGCCCAGCGUAGGCGACGGACCAUCAACAAAGGGAUAACCGAAAUCGAUGGCCGAAAGCAGUCUGUGGACGAGGUCUUGGGUUUGAGCGAUGCCCUGCUUGGGAGCGUUCCCCCCGAGCGCCUCUUCUCGAUAACCGGGAUGUUCCACCCCGAGGCCCCUAUCAAGGUUUCGUGGGACAUCUGGUUGUCCAUGGUGAUAAUUUGGUCGGUGCUUGAGGUAACGUACCGCCUCGGCUUCGAUCGCCCGCCCGAGGGCGGGUGGCAGGUGCUCUCUUACUUCGUGGACGCGCUGUUCUUCGCGGAUAUGCUGGUCACCCUACGCACGGCUCUUCUCGACAGGGACGGAGAGGUGGUGGCGAACCAGAAGCAGGUCGCGGUGGCGUACCUGAAGGGGUGGUUCACGGUGGAUCUGAUAUCUACGGUCCCUUGGGACCUGCUAGUGCUGCAGAUUGCAGUGGGCAACGCAAACGCGGCCACAUCAACCAGGCUGGUUCGCAUGCUGCGCCUGGUUCGCUUGAUGAGGCUGAUCCGCCUGCUCAAGAUCCCUGACUUCAUGGAGGAGUGGGAGGAAAACUCCCCCCUCGGUCCCUCUAGCGUCAAGCUUGGGCGACUGCUGGUAAUCAUGGCCUUCUCGGCGCACGUGAACGCGUGCAUCUGGUACGCGGCGGGAUUGCACACGGCCGCUGAGCACAACUGGAUCGCCGACUACUACUGCUCGGAUGACGGGGUCUCCGCAGAUUGUCCCAGCAGCAAGCGGGCCUUCUCUCUGUACCUGACCAGCAUCUACUUUGCCUUCACCACCAUGACCACCACGGGAUACGGGGACAUCUUGCCCAACCGGCUGUCGGUGAUGGAGCUUGUCGUGGCGAUAGGUUCCGAGGUGCUUGGGGCGACAAUUUUCGCGUGGGUCAUCGGCAACCUGGUUAACCUGGUCCUUAACCUCGACCCGGCGGAGAGGAACCGCAAGAGCAUGAUGAACUACCUCACGGAGUACAUGCGGGAGGUGCCGCUCAGCACCAAGGCCAAGCAGGCUGUGGCAAGGAACUACGCCUUCCAUCUACAGGUGACCGGUUUUGUGCGGGUGGUGCUACCCCUGCUCAAACCCGCGACGUUUGCCGUGGGCGAGGUGAUAGUGACGCCGAAGAUCGGCACGAGAGAGAUGGGGUUCAUAAUCUGUGGAGAAGUAGAGGUGAAGAACCGUCUAAAGCUUGCUGCUGCGACCGCUGCGUGUGACUCCAUUUUGCGCACGGUGUUUAGCCGACGCCCCUCCUCGCAACGGCUUCUUCGUAUAAUGACGUCUAGCAAUGGCUUGAGCGAUUGGUUGAAGAGUAGAUCGAGACGUUGA
This is a messenger RNA of Ectocarpus siliculosus, 3765 nucleotides long. The record is from the annotation of a GenBank genome assembly. Lineage: Eukaryota; Phaeophyceae; Ectocarpales; Ectocarpaceae.